Messenger RNA from Triticum aestivum (bread wheat), 2168 nucleotides. Its product is annotated as anthocyanin 3'-O-beta-glucosyltransferase. The record is from RefSeq and is a predicted model, not a curated record. The transcript has 2 exons. NCBI's taxonomy places the organism in Eukaryota, Viridiplantae, Streptophyta, Magnoliopsida, Poales, Poaceae. The coding region runs from base 102 to 1574 and encodes 490 amino acids. Gene Ontology annotation, molecular function: UDP-glucosyltransferase activity.
CACCGAAACUUUGCGUCUGAUCUGCAUUUGUACUCGAUCUCCUCCUCCACGUCGGCCGCAGUACUCUCCGUCGGUCACGGGACGCGGCUAGCUCACCAGCCAUGGCUGUCCACGACGAGCCGCUGCACAUCCUCUUCUUCCCGUUCCUGGCCUCCGGCCACCUCAUUCCGAUCGCCGACAUGGCCGCACUCUUCGCCGGCCGCGGCGUCAGGUGUACCAUCCUCACCACGCCCGUCAACGCCGCCAUCAUCCGCUCCGCCGUCGACCGCGCCAACGACGCCUUCGCCGGCGCCGGUUCCCCGGCCAUCGACAUCGCCGUCGUGCCUUUCCCCGACGUCGGGCUCCCGCCGGGCGUCGAGAACGGCACGGCCCUCAAGUCCCAGGACGACCGCGACAAGUUCUACCACGCGGUCAGGCUUCUCCGGGAGCCCUUCGACCGGUUCCUGGCCAACCACCGCACCGACGCCGUCGUUUCCGACAGCUUCUUCCAGUGGUCCGUCGACGCCGCCGCGGAGCGCGGCGUCCCGCGGAUCGCGUUCCUCGGCAGCAGCAUGUUCGCGCGCGCCUGCAGCGAUAGCAUGCUGCGGCACAACCCGCUGGAGAACGCCCCCGACGACCCCGACGCCCUCGUUUUGCUGCCGGAGCUGCCGCACCGCGUCGAGCUGAGGCGGAGCCAGAUGAUGGACCCGCCGAAGAUGCCGUGGCACUGGGAGUUCUUUAAUAGCAUGAACGCCGCCGACCAGAGGAGCUUCGGCGAGGUGUUCAACAGCUUCCACGACCUCGAGCCGGACUAUGUCGAGCACUUCCAAAAGACGCUCGGCCGGCGCGUGUGGCUCGUCGGGCCGGUGGCGCUCGCCAGCAAGGACAUGGCUGUGAGAGGCACCGACGUGCCCUCGCCGGACGCGGGCAGCUGUCUCCGGUGGCUGGACGCCAAGCCGUCCGGCUCGGUGGUGUACGUCUCCUUCGGCACACUGACCAAGUUCGCACCCGCGGAGAUGCACCAGCUCGCCCGCGCCCUCGACCUCUCCGGCGUUAACUUCGUGUGGGUGAUCGGCGCCGCCGCAGGCCAAGACUCUUCGGAGUGGAUGCCCGAAGGCUUCGCCGACCUGAUCGCGAGCGGCGACCGCGGCUUCAUGGUCCGUGGCUGGGCGCCUCAGAUGCUGGUCCUAAGCCACCCCGCCCUCGGCGGGUUCGUGACACACUGCGGCUGGAACUCGGUGCUGGAGGCCGUGACCGCCGGCGUGCCGAUGGUGACGUGGCCGCGGUACGCGGACCAGUUCAACAACGAGAAGCUCGUGGUGGAGCUGCUCAAGGUGGGCGUCAGCAUUGGCGCCAAGGACUACGCGUCAGGCAUCCAGGCCCACGAGGUGAUCGCCGGCGAGGUGAUCGCCGAGUCCAUUCAGAGGUUGAUGGAGGGCGACGCCAUCCAGAAGAAGGCCAAGGACCUCGGUCUAAAGGCAAGGAGCGCGGUGGAGAAGGGAGGAUCCUCGUACGAUGACGUUGGCCGGCUGAUGGACGUGCUGACGGCCCGCCGGAGCUCCGUCAAGAUUGGAGAAGACAUCCAGGCCAGCUGAUUGGUAUUGGUCCGACGCAGUGGCGGAGCUUGGCUGACAUAACAAGGGGUAAAUAGGCAAAUUAUAAAACCAACAUUCGGCUUCGUCUCUGCUACGCCGACAUGUUCUCCGGUGUCGAUGGGAAGCCGGUGGAGUCAUGCACAGGAGUUCUCGGGCCGGCAUUGGUCACCCGUGCGGUGGCCGCGGCGGCUGGCGAGAGAUUUGGUGGCCCGGCACUCGGGUGGUGGUUUGUGUUGGCAGAUCUGGUGAUUCUCCCUCGACUUCAUCGAUCGGAGGUGCCGGAGCUGGAGCCGAGGAUUUGCACGGGACGUUCCUUGGUCGACGUGCCACAGCGGUUACGCCUCACCGUUCACGAUGGAGCUCAUCUUCGACUCAGAAAGCCGUCUCUGGCGAUGGUGUGCCCUUGGUUUAGGGCUUGGUGGUUUCCGGUUUCUUCCGUUGCUGUUCGGCUCGACGGCGGCAGCGGCUGGUCUUGGCUCUUUCUGCGUUAAGGCCCCCCGGGACCGGAUUGUACUUUCUCUUUCUUUGGGGGUCUUUUUGCAUUUAUGUUGGCACACCUGCGGUCUCGCGGCGAUGUUGCGUAUGUGCUAUGUU